Molecule: messenger RNA, 750 nt
Organism: Funneliformis caledonium
Lineage: Eukaryota; Fungi; Glomeromycota; Glomeromycetes; Glomerales; Glomeraceae
Source: the annotation of a GenBank genome assembly
AUGUCCGGAAUAGGUGAAAUACCUAAAGGUAAAGGACCAGUGGUUGACGAGGCAAUGCAGCCAAAAGGUAAACCAGGAAAAAUAGCAAAUGAUUAUGUUAUUGAAACUAAAACAAAUCCGAAUUUAUCAGCUCAAGCUACAUACAUACCUGAUAACCCCACAGUUACCCUUAGUAAAGCCGAAACUGCAGACAACAAUACGGGAACUUCGAAUUCUGCUGGAAUUAUUUUCGGUAUUAUGGUUGCACUUGUUAUUGUAAUAGGCGUCAUAGCCAUGUUCAUACGGAAAAAACUUCCUGAAUUACGCAAAAAUAAAUCGAGUGGAGCGAGAUCUUUACAAAGAACUUCCCCUACGAAUGAAAAAGAUGAUUUAGUUAAUACAAAUCAUUAUGAUUCUAGUACUUCCAGUAGAGAACCUCAGAAAAACGAUACGACGGACAAUUAUAAUACGUCGCUACAAAUUCCAAUGAUGUCACAACCUCAAAAUCCUCCACAAUUAUAUUCAAAUCCGAACAAUUAUUCAUAUGAUUAUCAACCCAGACCUUCGCAUUAUCCUCCAGGACAUGGCUUUGUAUAUACGGAUCCCGCAAUUCCAAAUCUUUAUCAAAGAAAUCAAUCACCACCACCAAUAAAUGAAGUUUAUUAUAAUAGAGUAAUCACGCCCCCACCACCAAAUCCCGCAUCACCAAAUCGAUCUAAUUAUAGCAAAUAUGAUCGAAUAAUGAAUAAAUCUUUGCCUUCUGUACCAUAA